AUGGUGGAUUUAGCUUCGGGACGCAGCGGGCCAGGAGGUGCACACGGUUGCAACGCCGCCGGAGGCUCCCAGCUCCCAGCUCCAGCUGCAUGGAGAAGGACUAGUUCCUACUUCCAGAAGCAUGUCAAGUCUCAUGAGACACAAAAAAUUAAGAAGGGAAACGCUAAGCGGCCGAUUCUCAAUGCAGAACCCGAGGACGGUAGUCAAGUUGAAGAGCUUGAGCCCCUUGAGCCCCUCGAGUCCCAGGUUGAUGAUGCUGCCCAUGUUGACAAUGGAUUUGAUCAUUGUUUUGAUGAUGGGGAUGAACCAUUCCUUUUGGAUGCAUUGAGAGACGUAGAGAAAGAUUUAGAAUCAUCUCGACCUUUCUUUAUGGAGCGGGAGGAUCAGGAAGAAGAAGCACGACGUUGUGAAGAACCCAAAGAACCAGCAGUACCCGCAAAGAAGAGCAGAAAAGGAAAGAAGGCACUUGGAAAAUGUCCAACGUGUAAGGCCAAUUAUUUCUCACUUGAUGGCUACUUUAAACACAAUCAGACUCACAUUUUUUCAGAGCUGCUCUGCAAAGUCCCUGACCUGCUGUCUGUUUUGCAUGCGAGCCAUGCCCUAAUGAUGGAGUCAGUGAAGCAGUGCAUGGACAGUCAAGUUGCUGUUGGUCCAGGCCCUGCUAUUGUUGCUGCGUGUGAAGAGAUUCUGACCUGUGAGGACUCGGAAGACUGGAAAAGUUUUGUGCAAGCUGUCACUGUCUCUCUGCACCGCUGCAUUGAUGGGCACAACAAAUUUUCUUUACCAUCUGAUUUAAAAGCACAGUUUUUGAUUGGCUCUGCACAUUAUGCUAGAGAUGAAGAUGCAAGAAGUAGUUUAAAAUCAAAGCUGUCCUCUGUUAUUGGCGAUCACGUGGCUGUUUUUGAUUUACUUUUAUCAUGUCUCAUUCGGUUGUAUUCCACAAAACUUCUGUCGUUUACAUUGCAUCACAUCAACAACCAGGUUCCGAAACUAAGUGAUACUUAUACUGUGACCAAACAAAAGACCGAUACGCUUGACUUUAAACAGAAUAUGCAUUACAUAGGUGGCGCUAAUUUAAAAAGUAUGUUGGGGAAAGGCCUUGUGAUUAAAAAAGAGAAUCGCACAGAAGAGCAUAUUAGAUACCUAGGUGUAUUGAAAAGUCAAUUCUUGAUAGGGGAAUUUUGUUGUGCUCCUGAUAAAGAAUUAAUGGCAUGGACCUUGAGCCAAGACAGAGGGGGUCUUAAAAAGAUUAAUGCCAAAGCCUUAGAUUUAUUUGUUGCAUUAGGUAUUAUUGUAAAAGAUCUGGAGCAUUUUGAUGGCUCUCUUUAUCUUAAUGAAGUGUUUGAAAAAGUAACUACUAGCCCUGACAUUCUCUUAAAGUGGGAUGACAUUAUAAGGGAUUUACUUCCCAAAAAAGAAUCAUGGUCACUUUUGUAUGGUCUAUGCUAUUACUUUAGCAACACUUGGAGAUCAGGGAUUGUUAGCCGAAGAAAGGAUGAAUUAAGCACUAGGAAAGAUGCACCCAAACAUGGGACAUCAGGAGUGUCAUUCCGAGCUAAACUGUCAACCUAACAAUUUUAUUUACUGCAGUGAGAUUCACAAUGUUUUAAAUGUUAUUUAAGGGUUUUAUUUUAUUUUUGAGUUCAGGAAAUAAAAACCUUAAUCAAGAAAACAAAAUUAAA
This is a messenger RNA of Frankliniella occidentalis (western flower thrips), 1682 nucleotides long. RefSeq lists its product as uncharacterized. Bases 1 to 1572 code for a protein of 523 amino acids. The record is from RefSeq and is a predicted model, not a curated record. NCBI's taxonomy places the organism in Eukaryota, Metazoa, Arthropoda, Insecta, Thysanoptera, Thripidae. The transcript has 5 exons.